Arabis nemorensis is the source of this 333-nucleotide messenger RNA. The record is from the annotation of a GenBank genome assembly. NCBI's taxonomy places the organism in Eukaryota, Viridiplantae, Streptophyta, Magnoliopsida, Brassicales, Brassicaceae.
AUGGUUAGACGCGGUCCUCACAUGGCAUCUGAGAUAGCUAAUAAGUUUCAUUUUAAGGAUUUCGCGAAACUAGGCGAGUAUAAAAAGCGAGGAAUGACUAGGAGGAGAUUUGUUGCGGUUGCAAUAUCGUUCCUUGAAGUUGGGAAGCCUGGAUUUCUAAGGUCUAUUUUAAAGCAGAAAGAAAUGUAUUCCAUAGUCCUACAAGGCCUUGGUAAUGAUGAUUUGAAGGAUAAGAUCCUUGUUCUUGAUCAAUCAAAGGUUUCUCGUGGUCUAAGAAGAGCACUUUUUGGAGACGCUAGAGCAGCUGGCCAGCAUUACAGCAAGAGAGGAUGA